CUCCAACUUUCCGACCUGAAGAUCACUGACGUCAUGACUUGACCUUGUAUUGUUCCGAGUGGCCAGUUGUUUUGAAAGCGGCACGAGGGCUGAGCAGGCUAAAACACACCACAGAAAUCACCUGCUGAUGACACCAGGAAGUUUGCCAUUUCCGCGCACGCGUUGUCUGCAGGGAGAAGCUAGCUGAUCUGCCGCCACCACACAAAGCUACAACUAGCCUAGCAUGGUAGACUUUGAAAAACAUAUAGCUAUAAAUCUUGCGUAUCUAGAAUGUUUCAAACGCAGUUUUACAUUGUUUAGCAAAAAUAACUGAUGGUGAAAUGAACGGCUGAGAUACGAUUCGUUGCAUUUAGUGGAAGCAUGGAAAUGAAAGAGUGGGAUCUCCAGACAGCACCAUGAAGCAGUCAGUGAUAACCUAGGUCCAAGGGAACUCUGAUCUCUAACCAUUACUUUGAUCACCCGUCCUGAGGUGCGUACAUGGGAUUCCCAUCAAUAGCAUGAAAUAUAAGCAUUCCUAUCAACAUCUGCUGGAAAGGUUAAGUGUUAAGGCUGCUGCUGAGGGGGAAGCUGGCCAUGUCACGGGUUCCUACCCCUCCUCCACCAGGGGACAUGUCUACUGGACCUGUGGCAGAGAGCUGGUGUUACACACAGGUGAAAGUAGUCAAGUUCUCCUACAUGUGGACCAUCAACAACUUCAGUUUCUGUAGAGAGGAGAUGGGGGAGGUUUUAAAGAGUUCCACCUUCUCAUCUGGACCCAACGACAAGAUGAAAUGGUGUCUGAGAGUCAACCCAAAAGGACUGGAUGAUGAAAGCAAAGAUUAUCUGUCGCUGUAUUUACUACUUGUUAGUUGUCCAAAAAGUGAAGUCAGAGCAAAGUUCAAGUUUUCCUUAUUGAACGCUAAAAGAGAAGAGACUAAAGCUAUGGAAAGCCAAAGAGCCUAUCGGUUUGUCCAGGGGAAGGACUGGGGCUUCAAGAAGUUCAUUAGAAGAGAUUUCCUGCUUGAUGAAAGCAACGGGUUGUUACCUGAUGACAAGCUCACCCUGUUCUGUGAGGUGAGUGUGGUGCAGGACUCUGUGAACAUCUCUGGCCAGUCCAACAUGAACAUGCUGAAGGUACCAGAGUGCCAGCUGUCAGACGACCUGGGGAACCUGUGGCAGUGUUCCCGCUUCACUGACUGUUCCCUCUAUGUUGGAGGGCAGGAGUUCAAGGCACACAAAUCCAUCCUAGCAGCGAGAUCUCCCGUAUUUAGCGCCAUGUUUGAACAUGAGAUGGAAGAGAGUAAAAAGAACCGUGUGGACAUCAGUGAUGUGGAGCCAGACGUGUUUAAGGAGAUGAUGGGAUUCAUCUACACAGGGAAAGCUCCCAACCUGGACAAGAUGGCCGACAACCUGCUGGCAGCUGCUGACAAAUAUGCCUUGGAGCGUUUAAAGGUGAUGUGUGAAGAGGCUCUGUGCACCAGCCUCUCUGUGGAGAACGUGGCUGAUACCCUGAUCCUGGCGGACUUACACAGUGCUGAGCAGCUCAAAGCACAAGCCAUAGAUUUUAUCAACAGGUGCAGCGUCCUCCGACAGCUGGGCUGUAAAGAUGGGAAAAACUGGAAUAGCAAUCAUGCCACGGACAUAAUGGAGACGGCAGGCUGGAAGUCAAUGAUCCAGUCCCACCCUCACUUAGUGGCCGAGGCCUUCAGAGCCUUGGCAUCGGCACAGUGCCCGCCCUUCGGCCUGCCGAGGAAGCGCCUAAAACAGUCCUGACUGCUACAGCAGAGACAGCCCUCUGAUCCAGACACUAGGAGCUGAGACAGCAUGGAGACCCCCCCCCCCCCCCCCCCCCCCCCGAGCAGGGAUGAACAGAGCUGGGAGGCUAACUGGCUGGGAGGCUGACUCCUACUGGUGGAAAGAAAUGUUUGGUUUUGGUCCUCAAGUUUUGUCUGCUAUUUUUGUCAUUUCAAAUGGCAAAAUCUGCCAUUACUCUGGAGCUGAUCUACUGUGUUCUCCCUAUUUGAUUCUGUGGCUGCCCUGUCCCACAGACCAGGCUGCCCCGUCCCACAGACCAGGCUGCCCCGUCCCACAGACCAGGCUGCCCCGUCCCACAGACCAGGCUGCCCCGUCCCACAGACCAGGCUGCCCCGUCCCACAGACCAGGCUGCCCCGUCCCACAGACCAGGCUGCCCCGUCCCACAGACCAGGCUGCCCCGUCCCACAGACCAGGCUGCCCCGUCCCACAGACCAGGCUGCCCCGUCCCACAGACCAGGCUGCCUCCAGAUUGCACUAGUUCCCAUAGUAAUUUUGAUAUGGAAUUCUAUAGGGACGUGUUAAGGGUUUGAUUAAUGAGAAAUAUAUAUUUGUAAUGUUUAGCCCAUUUUGUGACUAGACAUUAAAGCGUGAACACUUUCAGUGCAAGAUCAAUUCUUUACACUUUUUAAAAGAUGAGUAUGCCCCAUAUUGAUGGCACCAUUUCUAUGUAAAUGACAGUUUAACCAUCUUCAGAAGACCGGUUUUAAAGCAAGUCUGUUCUAUUUUCUGGCAUUACGAGACCCUGUGUUGAUGCUGUUAUUGUAUGUAAGACAAACAUGUCUAUACACUCUGCCUCUGAACUAGUCACACUCGCUAUUGGACGAAUAGGAAAGGCAAUUUCCCCAGACAGUCUCCCAUUGGACGAUCACUUAUGCAAAGACCAACCUAGUGUCUUCAGACAGUAUUCAUACCCCUCAACUUAUUCCACAUGUUGUUACAGGCUGCAUUCAACAUGGAUUAAAUUGCUUGUUUUUUUCUCACCCAUCUAGUCACAAUACCCCAUAAUAAAGUGAAAAUAUGUUUUUA
Oncorhynchus mykiss (rainbow trout) is the source of this 2821-nucleotide messenger RNA. RefSeq names its product speckle-type POZ protein-like A. NCBI's taxonomy places the organism in Eukaryota, Metazoa, Chordata, Actinopteri, Salmoniformes, Salmonidae. The record is from RefSeq and is a predicted model, not a curated record. Gene Ontology annotation, molecular function: protein binding.